Messenger RNA from Quercus lobata, 1167 nucleotides. RefSeq lists its product as uncharacterized. The transcript is spliced from 3 exons. The coding region runs from base 1 to 1167 and encodes 388 amino acids. Gene Ontology annotation, biological process: DNA integration. Gene Ontology annotation, molecular function: nucleic acid binding. The record is from RefSeq and is a predicted model, not a curated record. NCBI's taxonomy places the organism in Eukaryota, Viridiplantae, Streptophyta, Magnoliopsida, Fagales, Fagaceae.
AUGGGGGCAUACGAAGUCUCGAAACUAGCGUCAUCAAAAAAAUGGGAGAUUUGCAUGGAUUUGGCGAUGGAAAUCCAGAAACACCCCAGCAUUGAAGAGGUCUCAACAUUUACCAUCCAGAGCAUAAACAGCUGGAUGACACCCAUAAUGUCCUUCCUCCAGGACAGGCACCUCCCUCAGAACACCGAAGAAGCUAAAAAGGUCAAGAAAAGGGCGGCCAGGUUCACGAUCCUUAAUGACGCCUUAUAUAAGAGAGGCUUCUCCAUGCCUUAUUUGAAGUGUGUCGACGAAGAAGAAGCUAAAUACAUACUGGAAGAAAUCCAUGGAGGAGUUUGCGGCGACCAUGCUGGCCCCAGAUCCCUGGUGGGCGCUGUUGAGAUCGUCAAGAGGUGCGACAAGUGCCAGCGAUACGGGAACGUGCAACGGCUUCCAGCAAAGAAACUGACGACCAUAUCCUCCCCAUGGCCAUUUGCACAAUGGGGGAUCGACAUCGUCGACCCACUACCCCAAGAUAAUGGGAGGCAGUUCGACAGCCAAGAGUUCAAAGACUUCUGCUCAAACCUUGGGAUCAAUAAUCAGUUCUCGUCCCCGGGGCAUCCCCAGGCAAACCGACAGACGGAAGUGACGAAUCGAACGCUACUCAAGAUUAUCAAAACCAAGCUGGACAACGCGAAGGAUGCCUGGCCAGAAGAAUUACCUAAUGUCCUGUGGGCUUACAGAACCACAGCAAGAACCCUAACAGGAGAGACCCCCUUCAGGCUUACCUAUGGCACGGAAGUAGUAAUCCCAGUCGAAGUAGGAGUAAUAAGCGUCAGACGAGGGACAUUCAACUUAGGGUGCAAUGACGAUGAACUGCGACUCAACCUGGACUGUCUGGAUGAAGUAAGAGACAACGCAUCCAGCAAGAUGACGAAGUACCAGCUGAAGAUGGUCGAAUACUACAAUAAGAGGGUUAAACUCAAACGACUGGACAUAGGAGAUCUCGUCUUGCGCAAGACCACCACAGUAACUAAAGACCCUACCCAAGGAAAGCUGGGUCCCACAUGGGAAGGGCCUUAUCGAGUUACUCGCUACUUAAGACAUGGCAGUUACCACCUUGAAACCAUGGACGAACAAAGACUCCCUCGACCAUGGAACAUCAAUCAUUUAAAAAAGUACCACAAGUAG